AUGGCCAAGAAGUCGAAGUCUAAGGUGGACACGAUCAACACCAAGAUCCAGCUGGUGAUGAAGUCUGGCAAGUACGUGCUCGGCACACAGCAGACCCUCAAGACCCUCCGCCAGGGCCGCAGCAAGCUUGUUGUGAUCUCCGGCAACUGCCCGCCGAUCCGCAAGGCGGAGAUUGAGUACUACUGCACGCUGAGCAAGACGCCCAUGCACCACUACACCGGGAACAACCUUGACCUCGGCACUGCGUGCGGCCGCCACUUCCGCACCUGUGUGAUGUCGAUCACUGACGUGGGUGACUCUGAUAUCACCUCUGCGUAA
Molecule: messenger RNA, 318 nt
Organism: Trypanosoma grayi
Lineage: Eukaryota; Euglenozoa; Kinetoplastea; Trypanosomatida; Trypanosomatidae
Product: 60S ribosomal protein L30
Exons: 1
Coding region: 1-318 (105 amino acids)
Cellular component (GO): cytosolic large ribosomal subunit
Molecular function (GO): structural constituent of ribosome; RNA binding
Source: RefSeq, a predicted model, not a curated record